Molecule: messenger RNA, 3852 nt
Organism: Hippocampus comes (tiger tail seahorse)
Lineage: Eukaryota; Metazoa; Chordata; Actinopteri; Syngnathiformes; Syngnathidae
Gene: syndig1l
Product: synapse differentiation inducing 1-like
Exons: 4
Coding region: 517-1320 (267 amino acids)
Cellular component (GO): intracellular membrane-bounded organelle; membrane
Source: RefSeq, a predicted model, not a curated record
AUGGUUAACCUCGUCCCCACAUCCAAAUAGUGAGCGAGAGUAAAGGCGCGCACAAGAGAGGGCGGACGCCGCCUGCUUCAGCUCCGCAACCGCUGUUCACCAAAGGCGGGUAGGCGGGUGGGGGAGACAAGAGAGGGAACUCGUCUUCUAUCUUCUGCGCCGAGAUGUUCUAACAGAGCGCGAUUUUCAAGGAGGUGCUAAAACAAGUGUUUGAUGGGGGAAAGGAGAGCUUUGUUAGCGCACCGGAGAGAGAUUUACGCGGGGGAGGCGAGCGCAACCGCCGUUCCGCUGCCGAGGUGCGCGCACACCAACUCGGCGGGACACGUCGCACGUUCCUCCGGAUGGGAAAGUCUCCGAUGAAGCGUCGCUCUCCAGGCUACAGUGUGAUGCACGAGCCGGGGGUUGCAUCUGGAUUGUCAAGAACUUACAGGUCUCCGACUGCUGAAUGCCGCUAGGGUCUCAAGCGCCGUUCAAGGAAUCGCCUAUCAUUAAAAAGACUUUUGCCCUUUUGUUGCUAUGGAGAACCUUAGCGAGCUCCAGAAUCCUUUGUUGGACAAAAAUAGCAAGCACAUGGUCAACGGUUAUGGAGGAGACUUCCCGAACAACCAGUUCCAGGAGAACAUUAUCAACUACUUUGGUGGCGAGAGCGACGGCGGCGGUGGCGGCGGCGGAGGGAAGCCGGUCAAUGUAGUAAGCGGCGGGGGCGGCUACAAUAGCAACGGCAAGAUGAAGUCGCAGCAGCUCUUGGAUGCUACCUCGCUGCAUUUAGCCGUGGAGGCCUUCUACAGGCCCAACUUCAUCCUGUACAAAGAGGACAAUGGCAGCAUCAAGGCCAAGGAAUAUAAAAGCGAGUGCUGUGAGACCACCUUCACGGAGAAGAAGGCCAAGGAGACGUCCAACUCGACCGGAGGGUCCGCGGCCGGCUCGGAGGAACCGCAGGCAAAGGUGCCGGAGGACGGCGAACAUGUCAAAAUCCAGACCGUUUCAUAUGAGGUGGAGGAGGAAGAGUACGUAGAGUAUGAGACAGACUGCUCUAGCGACAGCGAGAGUGAGGACAAUUUCAUCGUGGUGCCUCCGAGGGACCACCUGGGCUUGGCCAUCUUCUCCAUGCUCUGCUGCUUCUGGCCUCUGGGAAUCGCAGCAUUUUACUUCUCGCAGGGGACCACCAAGGCGGUCCACAAAGGCGACUUCCCGCUGGCGAACAUCGCCUCCCGACGUGCUCUGUUCCUGGCCGCCCUCUCCAUCACAAUUGGCACCGGAGUCUACGUGGGGGUGGUGGUGGCACUUAUCGCCUACCUUUCAAAACCGGGACACAUCUAGCCGAUUGCUCAUAUCUGCCGGGAAGAGAAGAGCUGCUUGAAGCUUGCAUAUUUAGAGGAUCGUUCUUUGGUGGCUGUACAGAUUUUCCCCUGCCACCCUCAUUUCUUUUCCCUGAAGAUUCCCCCCCGUCAGCCAGAAUUAGCACAGCGGCAGGAAAAGGGGGCGAGCUUGAAGGUGCGGCAAGGAUGAGGAAAAGUUGACAAGAAUGGAUGUUUUCCCUCAUCAUAGUGAGGUUAUCCUCCAUUGAACUCUACGAGAAUCAUUGCAAGCUGAAGAAUGUUAGGAACCACAAACUCCAUCGUUGGUGUCCUUUGAGCCUCCCUGGAGCCUAAAAAAAUAAUUUCAAGAAAACCAGGACUGAUAAGAGCAUCAUUUCGAAUGCAUAAAACAUCACAGAGCUUUUUCAUUUCACUCCCCCUUGUGUCAAAGCCCCCACAACGCAAUUGUCUCACGCCAGGUGUUUACCCACCAUCCAGAUGUGCUUUGUUUUUGUUUUUCAAACACUUUGUCUAAAGACACCUUGUCAAACAGCCUGUGGCGGUGUCCAAUCGUGGGUUAACAAGCAACUGGGUGAAAAAAAUAAAUGGAUAAAUGGAAUUAGCCCAACAACUAUUCCAUUCAUACCAAUCUUACCCUAUCAACCACAUUACUCUCAUCAAAUAAGUAUGAUGGAAGAAUUACAAACACAUUUUUGGCAAGUCCAUGUUAACACAGAUGUUUAAAAAAAAAAAAAAACUGAUUUUUCUCCGGCGGCCAGCGUGUUUCGUCUUAUGCGUUUGUGUGUUGAAAACUGAGCUCUUUGUCUCGAAAACGUGCGCUAUUAUCUCAAUUAUUUCGAAAAAUGACAAACAGCAGAACAAAAACAGUAUUGACUCAAGCUGGGUACACACAUGCUCAUUUUUAACAUCCAUUUUUGAACACACAUAAAGACGACCGCAGAUGACCCACAAUGUACACCACACAAAUAACGAUAAAUUACACGUUUUUUUUUUUUUUUCAGCCUUGUGGCAGGCCAAAAUGCAUCUACAUCUAUUGUACCAGGAACCGCCGUUUAUCACACAGAAGAUUUUUUUGGGCCCACAAAAUCUGCUUGGUGGAGAGACCAUCCAUUUUUUUUUUAACUUGAAUUUUCCACCCCUGGAACUUGAAAGCACAUUUCUAAAAGUAUUCCUUGCCACCUGUUCUCACUGUCUCGCUUGCACAGUUCUCCAAAUAACGCUUGCUCGCUUCAAGCUGUUUAUUUUUCACUCCCAGGAGAUGAUUACUGUGAAACUGACACAACUCGAAAGUCAAACUUGCCUGGAUCAUGUGAAAACCUUUCAAAGAAAAAAAAAAAAGGAUCCACUUAAAAAUCUGCAAUGUGGUGGGGUUCAACAUAUUGCAUGUUUUUUCAAAAAUAUGUUAAACAGGAAAUUGAUUCGUCACAACUCUAAAACUAUACUACAACUAUUGGUAUGUGGGGGGGGGGGGGGUUCCCUCUUUUGGCACAUACCCAGAUUUUGACCACAGGUCACCCCAAGCCACUGCAUUGUACAGAAUGUUUCCCGUUAUCUCCCAAAAAAUUGUGCAUCAGAAAAAAAAAAAAAAAAAAGAAAAACCCAAAGCCAAGUUUGGUCAUCUAUGGAAGCUACAAAUCAGGCUGAAUUGUGUCGACUCUCUGACAGAGUCAGAUUGAGUGGGUGAUCAAUUUGGCUCGUACUGCCGGCAACGCGUCACCCAUAGCAUGAUUGAUCUUUUUAGUUUUUUUUUUUUUUUUUUUUUAGCUUAAAUUAAAAUUGAUCAUGCUGUGGGGGAGGUGGGGGGCAACUCCCUCCAUUCAAGGAACACGCAAGAUUCCGUGACAGCAAAUAGUGGAGGGAAAAAAAAACAUGAUGUAAAAAAAAAGGCUGAUUAAUUACCCAAGUGACUUUAUUUUUAAUUGCAAGUUCAAGCGUGUGAGAGCACAAGAAGCGACAUUCUGCUUAGCUCCCCCUGCAUCAGUCACAGCUGACAUUUAUGGAACACAAUUAGCUCCUUCCUUCUCUUCCAAGGGAUUGUGUACUCUCCGGAGCGUGGCCCGAAAAUAGCACAAGCACAUCCAUUUCAAUAAUAGGCCGCGGCGUCAGCGGAGAGUAAACGAUCCGCUAAAGAAGUCAGCGGCAUCCACCAGGGAACGUUUGGAUGCAACGCGCUAGUUUGAAUGCUCACCGGGUGUAAAAAUGGUGACAGUUGAUUUGGGAACCCUGAGGUGCACUUGCGGCCGGUCCGAGAUGCCCGUUAUUAUGUUGUAUAUGUUUAACCGAGGGCUGGCCACAUAUGGCCCACUCCAUUCUUUAAUGUGGCUCACAGAGCAUUUACACAGAGUUCAUUAAUGGGGGAGUUAAAAACGUAAAAGAAAAAAAAAUCCCUUGUCAUAAUUAAAAGUUAAAAGAAUCAUAAUGACUUGAUAGUAGUACAUGAUCCGUGUAAAUAUGGUGCGAAAAAAAAAAUCUGAAAAAUCAGACAGCAUCCUAUGCCUCUAAUCUGAUAUGCAAUGAACCACCGCGCCCGAUG